CUUUGCUUGUCGUGACCUUCACAUGUAUAAUAAUUUCAAUCAAAGUGGUACAAUUGAUGGUAGACGAAACGGAUGUUAUUGCAGUAAAAGUAAUUAUGAAAAAGCGAUUAGAGCGUCAAAUAGCCCUAAAUUUUCUGUAAGUGAAUAUGAAGUAUUUGAAAUUCAUAAAAAUUAA
This is a messenger RNA of Scutellospora calospora, 175 nucleotides long. The record is from the annotation of a GenBank genome assembly. Lineage: Eukaryota; Fungi; Glomeromycota; Glomeromycetes; Diversisporales; Gigasporaceae.